AUGACCCGACCCGUGAAACGCGAGCCCGGCACCGGACCCGUGAAACGCGAGCCCGGCGCCGGACCCGACAAUGUGGCCGCCGCCGCCGCCGGCGUCGUCGACUUGAGUGACUGCAGAGUUCUCCGUUCUCAGUACCAUACUGUCCAGAAUCUCAUCCAAGGUAAAAACAACUACUUCUCUCAGUUCUCCCUGCUUGAUCAAUACGCAUCCAAGGGUUUCAAUUUGAAUUCCCCCUAUUUCUCUUUCGCCGCCAUUGUGAUCGCAGAUGAAGCAGACGACAUCGGAAGCGCGGAAUCCAACAAGUUCAACACCAUAUUCAACCAGCUCCAGAGCUUGCACGAGCGAGUGACCAGACCGAGGGAGCAAUUGGCUGAUGCAGAGGCUCUGUUGGGGAUCACAAGCUCGUUGGUGAAAGGAGCCAAGAUCAAUUCCAACGCCGUUACGCCUUCCAAGUUCAUCGAUUUCGUACUCAGAGACUUUGGCAGGGUUCAACACUACAGGCAUAGUGAUCGAAAGAGGACGUCCGUUAACUGGCAGAAGAUUGGUGUUUCAGUGGCUCAUAUAUUCCAGCCCUUUCGAGGAUGCUCUACAAUGGUUGGCACAAACAGUGCAGUGAAGCAGAGGAAGCCUGCAGCUAGGAGAGGCCGGCGGCGACCGAGCGAAAAAUCUGCCUUGCCGAAACAGGUCGAUCCUCAGGUCGAGGAACAGGAGAAGACGGGCACGACGGAUGGAACUAUGGUGACCAUGUUCAGUAUCUUGAGGAAGGAGAGGAAGGUGGAUCUUGAACACCUGAUACUGAACAGUAGCUCGUUUUCGCAGACGGUGGAGAAUUUGUUUGCAUUGUCGUUCCUUGUAAAAGACGGAAGGGUCGAGAUUCAAGUUGAUGAUGAAUCUGGUCGCCAUAUAGUCUCUCCGAGGAAUGCACCAUCAGCCACUAUGAUUGCCUCCGGCGACGUUUCUUACCGGCAUUUUGUCUUCAAAUUCGACUACAGUGAUUGGCAGUUGAUGUGCUCUUCAGUCGGGGAUGGUAAGGAGCUGAUGCCACAUAGGACUCAAGAAGCCAGCUCCGCUGUCUAG
Molecule: messenger RNA, 1077 nt
Organism: Linum tenue
Lineage: Eukaryota; Viridiplantae; Streptophyta; Magnoliopsida; Malpighiales; Linaceae
Source: the annotation of a GenBank genome assembly